UACGACGCCCACCAGAGCGGACACAGCGGCCUCUCUGCGCUGUUUUGUUCGCAACUCUUGGGCAAAUCUGGGCUCUGGGGCGGCGAUCAAGAGCUCGACUUGAGACUGGUUCAGGAAGUGGAGCUGAGGUUUCGCUGGGCAGGGAAGAGAAGAGGGGAGCGAGCAGGGGCGCGGCUCUUGUGAGGAUUACGGCAGAGGCUGUGGACCGCCGAGCCGCUCGCAGAGGCUGCAGCCAUUGCACAGCAGAGCAUCCCACAUUCAACAGGAGGAACCCGCCGGAGAGGAGACCCGAGCUCCCAGCACCGCACCGCCGCAGCCCGUGCGCCCCGCGCCCCCGCGCACCAUGGCCAAAGAAGGUGUAGAGAAGGCGGAAGAGACGGAGCAAAUGAUCGAGAAGGAGGCAGGCAAGGACCCGGCGGAGGGCGGCGGCGGCUCGCACCGACUCGGGGACGCACAGGAGAUGCGCGCCGUGGUGCUGGCGGGCUUCGGGGGGCUCAACAAACUGCGGGUCACCAGGAAGGCCAUGCCCGAGCCACAGGACGGCGAGCUCAAGAUUCGCGUCAAAGCCUGUGGUUUAAACUUCAUUGACUUAAUGGUGCGACAAGGGAAUAUCGACAACCCUCCCAAGACUCCCCUGGUGCCAGGUUUUGAAUGUUCUGGGAUUGUCGAAGCUCUGGGAGACAGCGUGAAAGGAUACGAGAUCGGGGACCGUGUCAUGGCAUUUGUCAAUUAUAAUGCCUGGGCAGAGGUGGUCUGCACGCCCGUGGAGUUUGUCUACAAAAUCCCAGAUGACAUGAGCUUCUCCGAGGCUGCUGCGUUCCCCACGAACUUCGUCACAGCCUACAUGAUGCUCUUUGAAGUUGCCAACCUCCGGGAAGGGAUGUCUGUGCUCGUGCACUCGGCUGGAGGUGGCGUGGGCCAAGCUGUGGCUCAGCUGUGUUCCACUGUCCCCAAUGUGACUGUCUUUGGAACAGCUUCUACUUUCAAGCACGAAGCCAUUAAAGACUCUGUGACCCACCUCUUCGACAGAAAUGCAGACUAUGUGCAGGAAGUGAAAAGAAUCUCUGCUGAAGGAGUGGACAUUGUUUUGGAUUGCCUCUGUGGGGACAACACAGGGAAAGGCCUCAGCCUUCUCAAACCCCUGGGAACCUACAUUUUAUAUGGUUCAUCCAACAUGGUGACUGGAGAGACCAAGAGCUUCUUUAGCUUUGCAAAAUCAUGGUGGCAGGUUGAGAAAGUGAACCCCAUCAAGCUAUACGAAGAGAACAAAGUCAUCGCGGGGUUUUCCCUUUUAAAUCUGCUCUUCAAACAGGGCCGCGCUGGCCACAUUCGAGGAGUGGUGGACAAACUCAUAGGGCUCUACAACCAGAAGAAGAUCAAGCCCGUUGUGGAUUCCCUGUGGGCCCUGGAGGAGGUGAAGGAGGCUAUGCAGCGGAUCCACGACCGAGGGAACAUUGGCAAGUUAAUUCUGGAUGUAGAGAAGACCCCAACUCCACUGAUGGCCAACGACAGCACAGAGACCAGCGAGGCGGGAGAAGAGGAGGAAGACCACGAGGGGGAUGGUGAGAACAAGGAGCGGAUGCCCUUCAUCCAGUAACCAGGACCCAGGCAGAAGAAGGAAGGACGGUUUGGAAGAAGAGAAGCCAGCUGAGAAAGCUCUUCUGUGCCCCAGUGAACAAAUGCUGUAGUCCAGUGUAUCGUGUUUGUCUGCAGUCAGCUGAGCUAUAAAGCUGUUGAUCACUGUUGUGUUUUGAAAUUAAGUGCCAACCCCCUCCAUAUAGUAUUAUGUCCCUCCCCCAUCUGUGUGUGACACUCUCCCUUCUCCCCUGUUUCAAAACCGUUCAUCUUUGGGUCCUUCUGGAUGGUUCUAGAACAGCCUUGCAAAUUAAUACAAGCCCCCAGGCCCUAUGCCUAAGAGACCAGAUGUGGGCAAAGACAAGUUUGGAUCGAAAGGUAUUGUCACAGAGCGCGACCCACAUCCUAGAAUUUUUCAGGCCAGUGACACUUUUCACUGCCAGCCACCCAUGCUUCUGAUGAGAGCUUUUGCCGAUUUGGCUGGCAGAAAGAGGGUAGGCCAGGAGAUGUUUCCAUGAGCCCGUAAACUUAAGACCUCUCCAAAUAAUACUUUCCCUCUCCCCUUUUAAGAGGCAACAACUUCCUUACAUCCAUUCAGUUGUUCCAUGGUCCAAAGUUUGACCUACUUGCCUCUUACCCUUUGAUGCUUGAUCCCUUCACUGGUUCUUAGCCAUAGACACAUGGAACAGAUAUGAAUUUUUCAGGAUAAAGGAUGGGUCAACAGCAUGAGGCUGAGGACCAGCCAUGGAGAUUUCGCCUCUGAAACCACAUCUCACAAGCAAAAUCCUCUCCCCCUACCCCGAUAUCCGCCGUAUAUAUUUCAUUUUAAUUCUAAGAAAAUUCACCACGUGUGGGACUAUUUCAGAAGUCAUUACUGAGACUCGCCUAUGUUUGCACACUUGCCAUUGGCUUUACCAAUUUUACUAUAUUCCUUUCCUAGUAGUGAGCAGCCACCUGUGCUGUGGAUCCCCCAAGGAAGACCGCUCUGUAGACCAUAUUUGGAAAAAAAUCAAUCAGUAUCUCGUUACUUGCCAAGGCACGUUCUACCAUGUGACAAAUUCUAGUGAUACGAAGGUUGACGCUCAGUAUCAGAUGCCAAACGUGCAGUUCCUCUCCUCUGAAAUAUGAAAUUAUGGUGCCUACUCUUUGCAGGACCCCUCGUUUGGGGAAUGGGGACCAAACUACUUGACUGUACACGCUUGUCCCAUUUUCCAGCUCCUAAACUUCUAAGAAAACCCAUCCUCAACCCCACCCGACUUUACAUGGCUUGAGGUGAACAGUUCGCCUGCAGGAAGAGAAAGAGGCUCCAUGUCUCCACCAAGGGGUGCCUCGUUCCCUCCUCCUAGUUCUUUUGGCCCAAAAUGCUGACUCUAUCACUCACACACCAUGCUGGAGACCCAAGAAGCCCAGGUGAUUAGCGCCCCCAACUCAUUUUCCCUCCUGGAAGACGCUGGAGGGUUCCCACACUGCCCGAUCUCGCCAGCAAUGAGCCUUGGGGUAGAUCCAACUCUUCCCCCAAAGUGAUGGGAAUGAACGCAUUUCAGCCAGUACCUGUUUUAUGUCCAAAGUCCUUUUAUAACAAAUGUCACCUCAUUAAUCAUGUUCUGUUUUUCCUAUCCUAAGCUUGUGAUGAUGACUUAUUUAUGCCAAAUAUUUAUCUGAAGGGAGUUUCUCCUCAUUGUGACUGUACGUGUGAAAAAUGAAGCCGAGAAAGGGUGCUGCCAUCUGACGUGCAGAGAGAUGAGUGUCUCAGAGAGGACAGGAUCCUCUUCUCUUCCUACCCCAGGACUCACCAAUAUUCCAGUUCUGGGCCAUUUAGAGAGAUAAUGUUGAUGUUUUCUCCCCCAAAUACCUUUGCCAAAUGUUGUAUUGUUAGUCAUGUUUCUCCCAUAACCUAGCUGACAGUGGGGGUCUUAAGAAGAGCCGCAACCCAAGUGAUACCCCUGGUGAGCUGGACAGGAAUGGCAUUUUCCAGGGCUGGGGAAACAAAGAGCCACUGGCCAUAUCAGUGCUCUCUGCUGCCAGGUGAGAGGGAACUCUAGAUUCAGAAUCCAGACGGCCUUUGUUAUAUCCAGAGGAGAAACAUAAAAAGUCACUCCUCCCCAAAUCUGUUUUUACAACUAGCAAGGUUAAUAUAAUAAUCACAAAAAAUACCAGUCGGUUAUAGAAAACCCUUUAUCGUAUCCUCAGAAUACAGAAUGAGAAGAAACAACUAGAGUUUGACCAAGAGAGUCUGAUCGAUUUAUGCCACGAAGAAUAAAAACUACAUCUAUAUAUAUAUCAAAAUUAACCAAUUAGGGCACUGUCAUUUUAAGCACCUUCUUUCCCAUCACGUGAUUGUUUUUCUGAAGGAAGGGUAAAGAAUGUCUCAGUUUGCCUUAAAGGAACUGUGAAGGCUUCUCUGUAAUUUAAGCUUGAUUGGAGUGAACUGAAACAUUGUCUAAUGUAUUUGUGGCUUUAGAGCUUUUGUUAUAUUGUGCCUACAAAGCAAAUUAUGUUUACAUAAAAAUAUAAAUAAAGUAUUCAGCAUAGCAUA
Molecule: messenger RNA, 4111 nt
Organism: Rhinolophus ferrumequinum (greater horseshoe bat)
Lineage: Eukaryota; Metazoa; Chordata; Mammalia; Chiroptera; Rhinolophidae
Gene: VAT1L
Product: vesicle amine transport 1 like
Exons: 9
Coding region: 344-1597 (417 amino acids)
Molecular function (GO): zinc ion binding; oxidoreductase activity
Source: RefSeq, a predicted model, not a curated record